Molecule: messenger RNA, 2716 nt
Organism: Chaetomium fimeti
Lineage: Eukaryota; Fungi; Ascomycota; Sordariomycetes; Sordariales; Chaetomiaceae
Exons: 3
Coding region: 302-2464 (720 amino acids)
Source: RefSeq, a predicted model, not a curated record
GACCCCGCACCACCGACCCCAAACUCCAGCUCUGCAGCGCGCCUCACACACCUGGACCCAAUCAUUGAUAGGGGCAUGAAGCCCAAUCGAUUAAAUGCUGUUGCCUCGCUGACGAGCAGCGUUCCGCGAGUGGCCCUGCAUCGCCCUGCCAUGGCGCGGGGCUGUGCCUCAAUCUGCUCGUCGGGUCCGAACCGGAGCCUCGUCUCGUCCAAGUCCUAGCCAUGGGCAUUUUGUGACCUGACAACCUGAACCGGUUAAUUCGUUGCUUUAUGCCUUCAAUAACGCCGGAAGUUGACCUCGAAUGGACCCCCUUAGCAUCACUGCAGGCGCCGUUUCCCUCGCCGCCAACGUCCUCCGGUCCGCAGCAUUUGUCAAGGAAGCCGUCGACCAGUUCCGAGACGCCCCUGCGCUCGCCCGCGACAUCGAACAUGAGAUCAAAGUCGUUCAGGCCGCUUUGCGCCAAGUAGAGGCCGCCCUCCAGCGCGACCCGCAAGCCAUCAAGCGCCUUUCCCUCGACGAUGUCUUCGAGCUCUCGGUCGAAGGCUGCUGGGAUACCCUGCAAGACAUCACACACGAGUUCGAGACCUUGUUUGGCCGCCAUGAUUGGAGGCUCAGGGUUGCGGUCUGGUGGAAUUCCGGGGACAUACGCCGUUUGCUGGGGAGGCUAGAGACGAAGAAGGGAAGCCUGAUGCUCCUAGUUCAGGCAUUGAGCUUACACUCUGUCCAGGAAAUGCAAGAGUUGCUGCAGGAAAACAUGAGGACGCUUGACAUCGCUAGGCUUGGUUUGGACGACAUGGUCCCUUCCUACCCCGCCUACACGGCGAAAGAACUAGACUCAACGGCGUCCGGCAUCGAUUCUGGGGAUAGCAUGCUGGGGGAUCGUGACUCGGUGGUCAGCAACACACGUUUUAUUUUCGACGAUAUUUGUUUUGACAGCAAGCCGUACCGCCACACCGUGGCGAGGGUCUCGGCAAAAGAGCGAUAUCACCACAAGAGAGGGGAGGGGAGCUCAUCAGCCGGUGCCCCCCGUUCAACUCCCGGUAGAGAGGCUGAGGCCGAGGCCGAGCCCGACAUGGGAACGUUGCGCAAAACCGAGCCGCGUAUCCAACCGAACGGGGUUACUCCCGAAGAACACGAGGCCGUCGUCAUGAAGUUACGAGAAGCAGAGGCGUUGAUCCGCAUUCUACAGGGCCGCGUGCAGCCACCAGGGACAGUGUUAAAAGAGCAACAAACGUCAGAGGGUCCAAACGAACGUAGAGGCACCGACGUUGAGCCAUACAUCGUCCCCGAGAUACCGGCCACCGAUGAAUCACGUCGCAGGACAACCCGACGCGCAGACGGCGCACGAGACCUCUUACUCGAAAAGAAAGUGGCACAAGCUAGGCCUAAAGCCACUAUCAAAUCUGCUGGGAAAACAUCUAGUGUCAUUAACCAACGUUCCGUGCUGCCGGACGGGUUACCAGUGGCUGCCGGAUCGACCCGUGGCCCAAGUCGGUCCCGUGCAACGCCCUCCAACAAGGAAGUUGAGCUCUUGAUCGAGUAUUUUAAGGAGGGCAAACACGACAACUCAAAGCCUUCGAUAAAAGUCCAUUCCACCCCAAGCGACGAGGGAAAGCCUCAGCGAAUCAUUGUGACCAACCUCUGUAACGGGACAGCUCGCAUACUCGAUGCAGACACGGGUAGAGAUGUCACUUCGAUCUGCACCCCCGAUAUAGAGACUCAGGAUGCGCCAACAGCGACAGGCCCCACAGCGAAGGGCGCACCGCUUUUCGACCACCCGCGCCCAUUACCUGGGCCAGAAUCACUCCUCAGUCAAGCAAGGGCCCGUUCAGCAAUCGCUCGCACAACCAACCCUAUUUUCGGCCACGGAGCAUCUGGAAUGUCGGGGACACGUAUUGUACCGGAAUCGAAUUCCCUUGACCUUUGGCAAGCGCCACAGGAACCGGUCGUGAACCAUAACACAGAGCAACCGACACCUGAGGAUCGGGAGGAGGUGAAUGAGGUAUUUCGACACAUUGUACCCCCGGCCCGGCCCAAUCAUCCCCUACCUCUGCUAAUAGAAGACGAGCUCCGAGGUUCUGAUAUCGACAGGACCAAACAAACAAAUGGGAGACCAAUCGCAAAUCAACGGCCAUAUCUCAGUGAUGACCCCCGGCCCCUAGGCAUGGACGUUCAGCGGGCAAUUGGCACGACCAUGGAAAACACUGUUCGCAGUGUUGAUGCGUCGGCUGUACCAACGGGGAGCGGCACUCAUCCCUACCCGCAACCACGACGCCCUUUCCAAGCUAGGGUGGUGAAGGAAGAUGAGAAGGCCAAGAAACAGUCGGUGUUCAUCCGUGCGUUCAAGGGACUGGGUAGUAGAUCCAACAAGGAACUGGCGGGGCUUGAGGAGACGCUGAUGCAGCUGCUUAUCGAGGUGGAGCAACUGAAAUCCGGGGAAAAUGGUGUGGUCAAGGCUAGGUAGCCUUGCCACGGGAAAUCAUUUGGCUUGUUCUUGGAUUUCGGGUUCUAGACAUCGAUCCCCGGGCCACUGUCUUACUGCUUCGCAAUGGUCACCAGCAAACAGUGUAACUCCGGAGCACGCAGCUGUUAGGGAACUAAGACUGGGUUGCAUGUGUUUGUAUACGGUAACUACCUUGCCUAGAUUUGUGCCCAAUUCGAGCAGGUACCUUAUGUUGUGGUUAUUUUUCACUGAUUUACGAAACUUAGGGCAGCG